UAAAUGAUUGAAUAGCAUAGAAUCCCCAGUCCCAUUUGUUGUAGUGCUUCAAAUAAGCCAUCUUCCUUACAAUGUCAAGCUUGGUGAUGAGCAUAGCACGCUCUUCAAAAGGCUCAAAUUUCAAUAGAAACAGCACUUAAAUUUCUCAUCAUCUUCAACACGUUGUUUAAGAAGAGCUUUAAAGAACGUGCAAAACAAAGCUUCAAUCUGUUUCCAACUCAAAGGUGGAAUUUAAUACUGAGAAGAGGAUAAUAUCAAUCCUUUUGAACCUCCAUCCAGUUCAAUUCUCGGUCAAAUAAGAAUUUACCAAAUGGGUGAACCAAAUUCAGCUGCUGCUUAUAAAUAACCCAUUGUCUCAGUUCAUCGAAUCACUCAAACUAAUGCAUGAAGCUUUCUUGAUUACUUAACAAUGGCGGCUUCUUUCUUACCUCUUCUUCUUCUUCUGCUUGUAUUUCCAUUUGGGUCUGAUUGUUUUGGUCUAAAAGGCUGCAAGUUCGAUGCCAUAUUUCAGUUUGGGGACUCCUUGGCAGACACUGGGAAUCUGAUACGUGAGAACCCUGCAACUCCUUUCUCUCAUCUUCCUUAUGGCAAGACCUUCUUCAAGAAGGCCACUGGAAGGUGUUCUAAUGGCUUACUCAUGGUUGAUUACUUUGCUUUGUCAGCUGGACUUCCAUUAGUGAAUCCCUACUUGAAAAAGAAGGCCUCAUUCAUUCAUGGAGUGAACUUUGCAGUGGCUGGCUCUACAGCUUUGCCUCUAAACGUUCUAGCUCAAAACAACAUCUCAUCUCCAGUUACCAACACAUCUCUAAGUAAACAGCUUGAUUGGAUGCGUUCCCAUCUCAACACUAUCUGUUCUAAUAAAACAGAUUGUACUAAGAAGCUAAAACAUGCAUUAUUCUUCAUGGGAGAGAUUGGAGGAAAUGAUUAUAAUUAUGCUCUUUUUGAAGGCAAAACUGUUACCCAAGUAAAAGAUAUGGUACCUCGAGUUGUACAAACAAUAAUGGAUGCUACUAAAAGGGUCAUCAGUUAUGGUGCUACUCGAGUUAUUAUCCCAGGGCACUUUUCAAUGGGUUGCCUACCAAUCUACCUUACCGGUUUCCAAACCAAUGAUUCAACUGUUUACGACGAGUUUCACUGUUUAAAGGAUUUCAACGAUUUAGCAAGUUAUCAUAAUAGCAAGCUAAAACAAGCUAUCAAGUUGUUGAAGAAAGAGAAUCGAAAUGUGAUCAUUACGUACGGUGAUUAUUAUAAUGCAUUGUUUUGGGUUUUUCGACACGCUUCUUUGCUCGGAUUUGAUAGAACAUUGUUGCAUAAGUCUUGUUGUGGAAUGGGAGGUGAUUACAGCUUUAAUGUGAUGCAAAUAUGUGGAUUUCCAAGAGUGCCAGUUUGUUCUGAUCCUGAUAAGCAUAUUAGUUGGGAUGGGAUUCAUUUGACACAAAAGACAUAUCAAAUCAUGGCUCAUCGGCUCAUCCAUGAUAUAGCGCCAGAGUUUCAUUGUGGAAAUUAGAUCAGUGGAUAAAGUUCAGUAUUUGGAGUCUCUUAAUCAUGAAGUUGUUGCUAUGUUAAUUAGCUUAAGUUGUUGUUUUUGAGCAUUUGAGUCUUAUGUAUUUUGAGUUGUGAUUGAAUGAAGUUGUAGGCUUUUCCAAGUCUUUGCUUU
Cucurbita moschata (crookneck pumpkin) is the source of this 1657-nucleotide messenger RNA. Its product is annotated as GDSL esterase/lipase At5g03980-like. The transcript has 5 exons. The record is from RefSeq and is a predicted model, not a curated record. Bases 410 to 1507 code for a protein of 365 amino acids. Gene Ontology annotation, molecular function: hydrolase activity, acting on ester bonds. Lineage: Eukaryota; Viridiplantae; Streptophyta; Magnoliopsida; Cucurbitales; Cucurbitaceae.